GUGACACUACUGACAGCAACAGGCAACAAAUAACCAAAAAAUCAACUUAUCAUCUUAAAAAAUAUUUUUUAUGUAGAUAUAAUUUAGCAAUUCUAAGAGUUAUAUUGGUUUUUCGAAAUGUCUAAAGAAUUUAAGCUAAGCGCCUCACUUUUCGGCCAUUCAAUGGACAUUCGAGCAUUAGCUGUAACCGCUAGUAAUGACAUUAUUAGCGGCUCAAGAGAUAGAACAGCAAAAUAUUGGAGAUACAACCCGAUUCAGAAUGUUUAUCAAGAUGUUAUGACUUAUAAGAGCCAUGAAAAUUUUGUUGGAAGUGUACUAUAUUUGGAGCCUAGCAGUGAAUAUCCUGAUGGCCUGGUUAUUACAGGUGGCUAUGACAAGGCUAUCUUUAUUCAUAAACCUGGAGAACCAUUUCAUACCUAUGCCAUAAAAGGAGAACACACAAACACAGUAUGUGCCCUUACAAAAGGUAUUGAGCCCAAUACAUUCUUCAGUGCUUCUUGGGAUAACACAGCUAAAUACUGGUCUUUAUCUACAUCUACUUCAAAGCCAGUACAGACAUUUUCUGGGCAUCUAGCAGCUGUAUGGUAUGUCAAACAAAUUAGUAAUGGAAAUGUGGUCACUGCAUCAGCUGAUAAAACUAUAGUAGUAUGGUCAUUAGAUGGUCAAAGACUGCAAUCAAUAUCAGGUCAUAAUGAUGCUGUUAGAUGUUUAGAAGAUUUUCCAGAAAUGAAGUAUUUUAUAAGUGUGUCGAAUGAUGCAUCUAUAAAGAUCUGGAGCUAUGAAGGAGAAAAUAUGAAUACACUUUAUGGGCAUACUAGUUUUAUAUACAGUAUAGCAAGAUGCAGACCUCAUGGUUUGGAUAGUUUUGUUACUUCAGAUGAAGAUAGAAGUAUUAGGUUUUGGCAGAAUAAUGAGAAUAAAGGCUUUAUUGAACUUCCAGCUCAAUCCGUGUGGGCUGUAGAUUGUCUACCUAAUGGAGAUAUUGUAACUGGUUCAAGUGAUGGAAUAGUUAGAAUAUUUACCAAAGAUGAUUCAAGAGUAGCAGAUGAAGUUAAUUUAACUAAAUUUACAGAAGAGGUGAAUGCACUGAAGCGACAAGCUGUUCAAGAGAUAGGAGGAGUUAAAGUAUCAGACUUACCUGGCAAAGAAGCUCUUUACGAUCCUGGAAAAAGAAACGGACAAAUGAAAAUGGUCAGAGAUGGUACCAGUGUGGUAGCCUAUACGUGGGUAGAAGAUGGUGAAAACAGUCAUUGGGAUAAAGUUGGGGAAGUACUUGGAGGCACUGACAAAAAUGACAGUGGCAAAACAAUGUAUGAGGGUCAGCAUUAUGAUUAUGUAUUUUCUGUGGAUGUUGAAGAUGGUAAACCUCCAUUAAAAUUGCCGUUCAAUAAAGGAGAUGAUCCAUAUCAAGCAGCUCAUAAAUUUUUAGCUAAGAAUAUGUUGCCAGCAGAAUAUUUAGAACAGGUAGUAGAUUUUAUACUGAAAAAUAGCAAAGAGCAAUAUGUACCUCAAGUUAGUAUGGAAUAUCAGGAUCCGUUUACAGGAGGCUCAAGGUAUACUCCAAGCUACGGCGCCUCUAAUCAAGGACAAACAGGAAUGAAUCUGGAUCCCUUUACUGGUGGUAGCAGUUAUUCAACAUCCGGAACUAGAUCUCAACCCCCUGCUGCCUCCGCCGGUCAGAACAGCGACCCAUUUACCGGCAGCUCUAGCUAUACGACGGUAAAUGCGGAAUCAGGAUCAGGCUUCUUUCCUGUUAAGACCUAUCAUAGUUUCGAUGUGGGAGACGCUAAUGUAAUUUUAAAGAAACUUAAAGAAUUCAACGAAAAAUCUGGAGAUUGUAAUGAUAAAAUUGAAGAAAGGGAUCUGGAACAAGUGGUCAAAUUAUGUUCUAGCCCACCUACAGACGGAUAUGCUGUUGAUAUUUUAUUUAAGUUAUUGGAAUGGCCAGAUUCAAUCGUAUUUCCUGUUUUGGACGUUGUCAGAUUAGCUGUAAGGCAUAAAAAGAACAAUGAAGUAAUAUCAUCGCUGAAUAAUGGUAUUAUAUUUGAAAAAAUCAAAACGUACAUUAGCUGCGAGUGUACCAUUGUCAACAAUAUGGUUAUUGCCCUUAGAACUAUUACUAAUUUAUGUUUGCAUGAAGCUGGCGAGAGUCUCGUGUACAAUAAUCGUUUUGAUAUUUUGGAGAAUUUUACCUCAUUUAGCAAUUUGAACAAAAACUGUCAAGUGGCCUUAGCAACGUCCUUAUUAAAUCUUACUAUACUUACACUAAAACACAAUGAUGAAAUAGGAAUUACAGUCUUAGCUCAAGUAAUACCAGAUUUAAUUACGAAACUAACGGAAGCAGAAGCCCAUUUUAGAGCUUAUGUGGCUUUGGGAACUUUGAUUACAUCGUCAAGUAUACACAAACCGAUGAUUAAAGCGAAAGUUCAAGAAAAUACCAACUUUAUUUCUACGUUGCAACUUCAUUCAUUUGCAAGCCAAACUGAUGUAGAUAAUAAACGAAUGAAGUGUGUAAAAGAAUUACUUAAUAUUUUGUAGCUUUUUUACCAAUUUUUUACAGGUUUUAAGUUAUUUUGGUGUGAAUAAAAAUAAAUAUUGCGCUUUU
Messenger RNA from Diabrotica balteata, 2605 nucleotides. Lineage: Eukaryota; Metazoa; Arthropoda; Insecta; Coleoptera; Chrysomelidae. The record is from the annotation of a GenBank genome assembly.